This is a messenger RNA of Chenopodium quinoa (quinoa), 1747 nucleotides long. Its product is annotated as equilibrative nucleotide transporter 1-like. Gene Ontology annotation, molecular function: nucleoside transmembrane transporter activity. The coding region runs from base 149 to 1402 and encodes 417 amino acids. Gene Ontology annotation, biological process: nucleoside transmembrane transport. The transcript has 2 exons. NCBI's taxonomy places the organism in Eukaryota, Viridiplantae, Streptophyta, Magnoliopsida, Caryophyllales, Amaranthaceae. The record is from RefSeq and is a predicted model, not a curated record. Gene Ontology annotation, cellular component: plasma membrane.
CCAAUUGCCGACCCCACUAUCUUUCUCCCCACCAACAAAAGACUACGCACUACGUAACUCCAAAUCUUCUCCUUAAUUUCUUCUCCCCAAUAACAACUUAACAAGCAAUCAACCCACCAAUCAUCAUCUCUCUCUUCCGCACCAAACAAUGGGAGUCGCCGUAAACACCGCCGUCGACGACGCUGCAAUCUCUCUCCUCCACCACCCCAACUCCGGCGAAGAAGCCCCCAAAAACAUCCCAAAAGACUCCUUUCACUUCGCAUACAUCAUCUACUUCACUCUCGGAGCUGGGUUUUUACUCCCAUGGAAUGCCUUCAUCACAGCCGUCGAUUACUUUGACUACCUUUACCCUGAUCAGAGCGUUGACCGCAUCUUCGCCGUUGCUUACAUGCUUACAGGACUUUUCUCUCUCCUAGUCAUCAUCUUCUCUCUCAAGAAAUCCGAUGCAUUUGUUCGGAUCAAUAUGGGCUUGGGCCUCUUUGUUGUGGCCCUGUUUGUGGUGCCAUUAAUGGAUGUGUUCUAUAUUAAGGGCCGAAGUGGGCUUUAUGAUGGGUUUUAUGUGACUGUUGGUGCUUUGGGCCUAUCGGGCUUGGCUGAUGCUUUGGUCCAAGGUGGGCUUAUUGGGUCCGCCGGUGAGUUGCCGGAGAGAUAUAUGCAGGCUGUUGUUGCUGGAACUGCUGCUUCAGGUGUCCUUGUUUCUUUUAUUAGAAUCUUUACCAAAGCAGUAUAUCCACAAGAUAUCGAUGGUUUGAGGGACAGUGCAAUCUUAUACUUCAUUUUUGGGAUUGUACUUAUGAUCAUCUGUGUCGUCUUUUAUAAUGUGGCACAUAGACUUCCAGUGAUCAAAUACUACAAUGAGCUUAAGUUGCAGGCUGUAAAUGAGGCAAACAAAGAGAAGGAUUCUUUAUCUGGUCCUGUUUGGGAAAUUAUGGGAAGAAUCAAAUGGCAUGGAAUUGGAAUUAUAGUCAUAUAUGUUGUGACUCUAUCCAUAUUUCCAGGCUUCAUUACUGAAGAUGUUCAUUCAACACUUCUUGGGGAUUGGUACCCAAUUCUCCUCAUCACUGCCUACAAUGUUUUUGAUUUAGUGGGCAAGGCGAUUACUUCCUUCUAUCUCCUUGAAAAUGCAAAUGCUGCCAUUGGUGCCUGUUUUGCUCGGUUGCUGUUUUAUCCUCUCUUUUUGGGAUGCUUGCAUGGUCCUCAGUUUUUUAGAACUGAGAUUCCUGUUACAGUGCUGACGUGUCUGUUGGGACUGACAAAUGGCUAUCUUACUAGUGUUCUGAUGAUUUUGGCUCCCAAAACUGUCCAACUUCAACACUCAGAAACAGCAGGGACUUUGGUCGUGCUGUUCUUAAUAGUUGGCUUGGCUUCUGGCUCAAUUGUGUCUUGGUUUUGGGUCAUCUGAUCCAGUAGCAUUUUGUUUUACCUGACGCUGUGUAAUCUGCUGGUAUGUCUCAGCUUAAAUUAUAAUUUAGAGAUCCAUCGUCAACCCUUGUGUAGUUGGAAAUGGAGAGGGGCGAAUGAUCCUAGCUUAUUUCAUGCCUGAUCUCAUCAUGAUGGGGUAACUCAGGGAUGUAAUUGUUCAAAUUGUAAAGCUCUGUAAGAUAUGUUUCCUUACAUUCUUAAAAGUGUAACUUUCAUUCAGUUCUGCAUAUUAUGAAAAUUAUAUUCUUGUAUAUGUGCCCGUCCUCACUGUUUAUCCCUUUUGUGGUUAGUAUAGUAGAACUAGAACCUUCAUCUUUUCUUGUUA